GGUUUGUCAGUAAUAAACAAAUAAAUCCAGCUUCCAAUAAAUAAAUAAACGCCCAAUCUUUUGGGUGUCCCAAUUGAAAUCUCAAAAACCCAUUUAUCCAAUUACACAAACAAAUCCCAAAGCUUCAAUCUUUCACUGCUUUUAGCUAUUUUCUUGAUAGUUUGAUCAUACACUAAAAUAUAACAAUAAGGGACUUUUAUUUGUUUGAUUUGUUAUUUAUUUGACCACAUAACAAUAAAACAAUGGCGGGUAUAGCUUUAGUAUUAGAUCUGUUAAAGAAAAAUCACAACUUUUACUCACCUAAAUUCUCUGCCUCCUCCGCCGCUUCCGUCGCCGCCGCCUCCGUGGCAGCUGCCGGUACUCCUUUUGCUUCUCGGUUCUUGUUUGGUUUUACCAAGAUCCCAGUUGCGCAUUGUGAUGCUGGCGCGGCACUAUCUGAUGAUUACAUUUCUACUAUACGGAAGGCCUCUGGGAAUAUUUUUCAGCAUGAUUCUUUGAAAUAUACAACUAAGGAGUACUAUUUUGAAUUAAAGCCUCUUCUUUCAGCUUUUGAAUGGAAACAACUAGCUAUGACAUCCCUAAGGUCAUUUUUGCUGUUCUAUUUGCCACUUCUGGAGCCUACUUCAAUUACAGAAGAGGAUGAUGAAGACUUUCUGCAGGAUGCUCCGGAAGAACGGCGUUUAGAUUUGGUUGUUCCCUUCCAAAAAUCAGUGAAGCAAAUUGUUCGGGAGACUACUGUUGUAACCACAAGAAGGAUUUUAGAAAGGCUUUCUGUGCAUUAUGUUUCACAGCGAUUGGCUUGGAAACUUCUAAAAGAUGUACCAAAGUCAGCUGUACGCAAAGCUGAUAGAGGAUUGCCUGCUGUUGUCUAUAUGUUCAGAGUCGGCAGAACAACAUUUAGAGGGCACAUUUUAGGAGUUGCCGCUUCAUGGCUUGUACAAGUCGGUAUUGAAGUUUACCGAUUCUUUUCUCGUUUAGCAAGAUCUGAAGAUGAAGAUAAUAAGGUUGAUCAAGCCGAACAAGUUAAAGCUCUUGGCAAAAAAGUUACCAGUGUUACUAUCUCGUGUAGCUCGUCACUAAUUUUUGCUUCCAUUGGAGCAGGGCUUGUUUCCGCCACAAUUCGUCCUUCAACGGGACAGUGGAUAGGUUGUGCUGUUGGGGAUUUGGCUGGCCCAAUUAUAGUUACGUUUUGCCUCGAAAAAUUGUUCCAUACGGACAUUUAGAUCCCUGACAUAAAUUAAGUAAUGUAUUUUUUUCUUGCACCUGCGUCUAACUUAAGUGGCAGCUAGCGAAAUCUUUGAGUUUAUGAUGAUAUAGUUUCACAUAAUCAAAUCUGGAAGGAGAUUUUCUUAAGAUAAUGAAGGUUUUGUAGCAUUAACUUCCUCAAGUUCAUUGAGAAUUCAAUUCUCCCUUAUAUAAAGGCCAUUGUUAGGUUCUCUUUUAAUAAUAUUCAACUGAUUUGUUUCUUCUUCA
Mercurialis annua (annual mercury) is the source of this 1473-nucleotide messenger RNA. RefSeq lists its product as uncharacterized. NCBI's taxonomy places the organism in Eukaryota, Viridiplantae, Streptophyta, Magnoliopsida, Malpighiales, Euphorbiaceae. The record is from RefSeq and is a predicted model, not a curated record. The transcript has 6 exons. The coding region runs from base 243 to 1223 and encodes 326 amino acids.